AUGAGCCCCAGCGUUCCAACUACGAAUCGUGCCUUAUGGCUCUCCGCGUUUGACAAGCCUCUAGAGCUCGUUGAACUGCCCGUUCCUGACGCAACACCUGGCUCAGCUGUCAUCCAAGUCCUGAACACGGUGGUAUUUCCUUAUGCCGAAGAUAUUCACACAGGCAAGCUACCAGUCUUCAACUUGAGCCUCCCCUUGGUACCUCAUCCAAGCCAUAUUGGCCGGGUACAGGCUGUCGGGUCGGAUGCCGUAUUCGCCAAGCCCGGUGAUCUGGUCUUUUUCUCAGCUGCCAUUUAUGCGCGAGACGACCCCAGCGUGAAUAUCAUCCAGGGCCACCACGGCGGAGAGGGGACCAAAGGCCGCAAGCUCAUGCAGGGAGAAUGGCGCGACGGCGCUCUCCAGCAGUAUCAAAAAGUUCCCCUCGAGAACAUAUUUGUGUUAGACGAGGACCGGCUAUGCAAGAAACUUAGAUAUACGCCGGCGGACCUUCACGAGAUCUCGUUCUACAGUAUCUCUGCUGGAGCUUUAUUGGAGGGUGCCAACCUACUUGCGGGCGAGACGAUUGUACUUGGACCAGCCACUGGAACUUACGGAGGUAUCACCUCUGACAUGGCACUGGCUCUGGGCGCUAACGUCAUUGCCAUUGGUCGCAGUGAGACAAAGCUCUCCUACUUGAAGCAACAGCUUGGUAACCACGAGCGUUUCAGCUAUGUUGUCAUGACGGGAGAUGACAAGGCGGAUGCAGCUGCAAUCCGAAAGGCAAGUCCAGGCGGACGUGGUGUCGAAGUAUACAACGAUUGGGCAUCAGGCAGCUUGAAUGGCUCUCCGUACUUCUCGGCCGCCUUACAGGCUGUGCUACCAGAAGGCAGGGUUGUCCUCAGCGGAGCGCCAUCCGGGUCAAUUUCGGUCCCGUAUACGCUCUUGAUGCACCAAAACAUCAAGAUCAUUGGCAAGGUCAUGGUAUCACGAGCAGGAAUUGAGUCGACUAUCAAGAUGGUGAACUCGGGGGUUCUCAAGCUCGGCAAGCGCGGGGGCUCGAGCCAUAAGGUAUACGGCUUGGAGGAACAUCACGAGGCUUUCGAGGAUGCGAGGCAAAAUAGUGGCUUUAGAGUCUACACAGAUAUUGCUCCUAACUCGUGGUAG
Messenger RNA from Fusarium proliferatum ET1, 1143 nucleotides. RefSeq lists its product as uncharacterized. The record is from RefSeq and is a predicted model, not a curated record. The transcript has a single exon. NCBI's taxonomy places the organism in Eukaryota, Fungi, Ascomycota, Sordariomycetes, Hypocreales, Nectriaceae. The coding region runs from base 1 to 1143 and encodes 380 amino acids.